CGCGUGUCCUCCUGCCACCUCUUCGUCUUCCUUCUGACCGUCCUGACGACAAGGUUGUUCAGUCGCUACACGACCUUCUUCCAGGAUCGCGAAUCUCCCCAAGGGGUUCUGACUUUUUGUUCUCGACGCGCUAAUUGCACAAAAAAAUUUUCCAACAAAGUUGUUAUUCUCAAUUAUCAACUUCGAUCAGAAUCGUGUUGUAUCGAAAAAUCACGCGUCGAUGGAUCAAUAAAUCAUCAGAAAUCACGAGGACCCCCAAGGGGAAGAGGAGGCUUUGAUUGUCAUCUUUUAAAUCUGCAAUCCACUAUCUUUUCACACGUAAUUAAGACGCCGUGUAUAUGAGAUGCGGAGACGCUUGUGGACGCUCCUCGCUGUUCUGACAUGCGUGUCGGGCGAGUAUCUGAUGGGCGGUCACCUGGACAACAAUGCCGGGUCCCAGCGAUCCGGCAAGAUCGAGAGCGCUUCCACGUUGGAGCGCAAGACACGUCUGGAUGACCUUGACCUGGAUCUCGUGGCGGAGGAGAGUUCUGUUGCCGUGGGCGCUACCGCUGAAGCUCCAACCGGCGACAACGAUGGCGACGCUCCACGUUACCAUAUUCCGUAUCCUUUCGCCUUCAACGGAGGUAAGCCGUUUUCGCUGGAGAAAGACCCGAUAACCGGUAAGAUUGACUUCGAAAAAGCACCACCCGUCAAAGCUCUCAAUUACACCGACCGUUAUCGUGAGGAUAAAGAGGAUGACGACAGAGAUGGUGACAAGAAGGAUGUCUAUUCGGAACGGAAGAAAAACAAGGGCAAGAACAACGAAGACGUCGGUCCGAAUGAGAUCAACACGUACACUAAUUUUCACGAUUUCCUCAACCUACCCGUCCACUACUCCUCGAACAAAUACGAGAACGACAAGUACCCGCUGAUCUCGAGCUCGUACGCAAACACGAAGGUGCAGAGCGGUGCCAAUAGCUACAGCACGUACAAUCACAGACCUUAUCAUUCCGAGAACAAUCUGUACGCGCGUCCCAUUAAGAAUUCUUACGCACCAAUAACGAAAACGAGCACGCACAAGACCACGGCUAUCGAGGAUGAUAAAGCGAAGUGGACGAGUCCGUCGACGAUCACGACUUCCGUAUCAGCCAUGACUACGUCGCGAACCUCGCUUCCUACUUCGACCAAGGCACCCGUUGUAACCACGUGGAAACCGUCCAAUACUCCGAUUGCGUUUCACUCGAUCGAUCGCACCGAGAUGGAAAGCGAGAAGAAUCUCCUGCCGAUCGAAAAACUGCACGCUUCCAAUCACCCUGAAUCUCAUCGAAAUCCGAGCAAUCCAAUGCGAACUCCAAAUAAUGCUGCGAUGACAGAGAAGACGCAAGCCGGCCCUCUUCAUAAAGAUCAUUCGAAUCUCGAUAAUUUCGUGGUAUCUCAUACGAGACCUGAAACCAAACCAGCGCAAAAUGAAGAAGAUAUUCAAUACAGAGAUUCUUACGACACUUACGAAUUGUCGGACGGUGAGGGCGAGGGCGAGGGCGAAGGUGAAGCUGACAGCAACGGCAACAGCGAGGAAAACGAUUACUCUUUAUUCCAAGACUUAUUGAAAGAUUUCACGUCAGAAUCUUCUACAACCACUUCUCCAACAGCGUCAACGGCAGCUACAACCACCACCACCACUGCCACUACUACAACAAGGGUUACUGCAUCGUCUGUAGGAACAACAACGGCCGCUACCACGGUCAUGCCUUUGCGAUCCGUAUCUUCGACAUCAUCUGCGCCUCGAGAGGACACGCUGGCAAACGGCCCGUCUCAAUUUCCAUUGAUAUCACAACAUCCGAUCGUCUCUUCGUCUUUGAACAGCGACCGAAGACAGGGUGUUACGGAACGUUACGACGAUAUAAUCAGUCAUGGAUAUAGAUCGACGCCGAUGCCAGUCAAGUUGGAACCGAACAGAAUAGGAGGGGCCGUGAUAGAGAGCACGAGCAACAUUGUGAUUCCACCGGAUCAGAAUGUCGUGUCUUUUGUUCUCGGCAAUCGUCAAAGCGUCGAAGGUGGCUAUUAUUCGAUCGGGACAGCCGUCGGAGAGAAUCUCUAUGGCGGUUUAUCCGACAACGAUGCCAUGCUCUGGCCCAUUCACAACGAUCCUCAAGGUCCAACGAAAGGAGUUAAACAGGAGCAACACCUACCACCUCAUUCCGUCACUGAAUUAUCGGGUCCCGAUCGCGAUACGCAACAAUGGUGGCCACCCAGCCCCCUGAAAACCAGCAACGAGAUCGAACCGAUGAAAUCUCAGAGUCCCCUCGUCGCUAUCUCGAGCGCAGUAAUUCAGGAUGAGAACAACCGAAGCAAAGAAAAGGAUUCCAGCUACGUCGUUUUUCCGGACGACGAGACAAAGGACACCGACGCGACGACAGAAGAGCGAAUCGUGAUUGUGAACGAAGCGGAUGGUAGCAUUCGUGAAUUAAUUACUUCCAAGACGACGACGCUAACGACGACGAUGGCGACAACGAUAAAUAAAACAAAGCCCAAUGUAUCAACAGCGAUUGGAGAUUUGCCGCAGCUCGCCGAGGAUUUGAUACCACCCGCGGAGAGUUCCAGACCAUCAUCCAAACCGCCACCAUCAUACUUCUAUCAUUACCAGUACGACGGACCGAGACCAGAUCAUUCAAGAUUACCGCAGAGAUUGCCUCUAUCGCCGCCACCACCGCGUAUCAAGCCGCACUCGGUACCCCCGUUGGACCCGGGGCUUAGGAAACGUCCGUACUUGCCAGACACGAAGCUGCCUAACAUUCUGCCCCAGUUUCGACCUAACGCGAAAGCGUCAUACGGUCAUCGCGGUCCGGAUACGAUAGGAACGAUGCCGGCCGGGCAAGGCUCGUCAGGUACGAGAAUCAGACAAUCGUUGCCGAGUCAUUCGUCCACCUCACGAAGACCUCUCUUUCCACCUUCACCUUCGUAUCUUCAACGAUUGAACCCGCCACCGCCGUCGAUCCACGCGAUUAGACUAGCGAUCGUGCCAACAUCCAAUGUGGAUAAUAUCGUUCUACCACACGAGACAGAAUCGGUACGUACAAGACUUCGUCCUCCGCACGCGACACCCUCGAUCUCCCGUGUAGGUCUACAUGAGAACAAGUUGUUUGCUCAUGGAAUCGGUCAAGGCACAAUAAGCAAGAACGCCGAGAGUAGGAAGGAGGACCAUGGUAAGAGCGAAAUGAUGGGCGAAAACGAAGAAAGAUAUCCGGAGGAACCGCCGAUGACACCGCCAAGGCCACCUCUGUUCCCGAAACGGCGUACGGCAGAUCCCCCGCGCGUUGCGACUCUGCAAAUGAUACAGCAUCACGGUGAACUGAUCGGCGAGAACGACGAGACCGACGAACCGGUGGAACCCGUGCUCGCGCACGAAGCGGAACGUAGAAAAUCCGACAAUCACGAUCCAACGGAAAUACCCGAGCAACCUGUGUACGUUGUAUAUCCGGUGAAUACUGCGGUCAACAUACAUCCGGACGACUCCAAUGAGAAAGAUGGGAGCGUCGUCGUGGGUACGCGAGGUCCUCACCGACCGCUACCACCCGACACUUUGCUUCAGAACGAACCGGCGGACGAGGCACAUACCGUUUACAACGGUAGACCUUUGGUCGUCCAAGAUUUUCCAUACCCUCUAGAACGGCCCGAUCCGACAUCCGUCUUUCCCGUCACCGUGAAAGAAACGCCGUUAUUGAUACCCAGUAAGCAACGGCAACAGCAGCAGCAGACUUCCGUCAUGAGCGAGCAAGAGAAGAGCGAAAAGGACGAGCACGUGGACACAGUAAAUGUAAUCCCGUACCUGCAGGAAUUCCUGCCAACUUCCAAUCGAAGAAAGAACGACGCGGCGAUCUCGGUGACGCUGCAUCGCACUGGAUCAGGAACUGCAUCGACGUCGGCAUCGACGUCGACCGCUUCGACGUCGACCUCGAUGCCAAUCGCUUAUGUUUACACGCCGACGCACGCUCCGUAUUCGAUUCGUCUCGAUGAAGGCAGAGAUGAUGAUGAGGACGGGGCGGAUGUUGCUGCGAAUGUCGACGCGAAGCAGACGGUGUUACUACCUUCUCAGCAGCCGUCCAGCUCUUCCAGCUCGGCACCGGCGCCGCAAAACUUUAUGGCUCCCUUCGUCGCCAGUAUCAGCGCCGAGACGCCUAGCAAAAACGGCUGGAGCGUCGUCGUUGUCGAACCGCCCGUGGGAGCGGAGAGGAAGUCGGAUAACGACGAUGGCGAGAAACUUGUCAGCUCGGAAAUGGAACCGCAAACCGAGAGGAACGAGUUUGACGUCAAUAACUUUAAGCCGCAGCUCAUCGGUGGAUUCAAGCCAAUUUAUGAAUUUCCUACGGAGGACGCGAUGCAUCGGGACGUAGCUGAUACGAACACGGAAAUAGACAUUCCCAGGCAUUCCAAGGAACUGCUGUCCGUAUCUGAUAAAGGAUAAUUUAUUAAACAAAAGAUACAGAUUGUCUUUUUGUGUUUCCCUUCGAGCUUUGCUCUCGGACAUUCCGCGCUUGCGCUUAUUUUACUACUCCUCUCGCGUAAAAUAUACGUAAACGAAAACAUCGACGAAAGUGAAAACAAAAUAUACAUAUGUAAGCAAAGAGAACGAAGAGCGAAUGUCUUUGUGCGCUGCUCGAUGAAAAGACACAUACAUCUUCGUGGCAGAGCCAGCUAAUAAAUGACUGUUAUCACUCAUUUUUAUGCCGUCUAAUCCAUAAGAAUUUCGUGAUAUAAAAUACUAUAUAAUUUAUUGCAAUGAUGAUUUGCAUUAAGCUCUGCCUCGCAGAUGUAAUAGCGUCCUAAACAUUAGCUAAAUAAAAAAUAUCGGCGAGUAUACAAAACGCUGAAUAAAAAUAUAAUAGUAACAUUUUCCAUGGGCAAUAUUUUUGUGUGGAAUAUUUCGUUAUUAUAAUUGUGUAAUAUACAUAUUAAAAAGAUAUUCCCGUCGAAAAAACCCAUAAAUUAAACUUUAUAUUUUCCCAUAAAUAUGUAAUAUUUUACUUCGAAAAUGUUAUAUCGAAAAAGAGAACUUAUAUAUCAUAUUACGAGACUUUGUAAUAAUUUUGAUUAAAUUAUUUAUAUAUAUUAAAAAGUAUAUGAUAGACGCUUUAUAUACGGGAUGUUUCUAAAACUAUGUCGGAGAUUAUAAGGGCGUAUUCUAGGGGUCAAAAUAAGAAAAAAAGUUCAUAUAAGCAUGGGUCCAAAAAUGCUUUUUCUCCGAGUUAUAGCCCCCUAAAGUUGAGGGAAAAAAUCGAAAAA
Molecule: messenger RNA, 5259 nt
Organism: Camponotus floridanus (Florida carpenter ant)
Lineage: Eukaryota; Metazoa; Arthropoda; Insecta; Hymenoptera; Formicidae
Exons: 2
Coding region: 344-4441 (1365 amino acids)
Source: RefSeq, a predicted model, not a curated record